Messenger RNA from Aethina tumida (small hive beetle), 2245 nucleotides. RefSeq lists its product as uncharacterized. Gene Ontology annotation, molecular function: metalloendopeptidase activity. The transcript has 11 exons. Gene Ontology annotation, biological process: proteolysis. The record is from RefSeq and is a predicted model, not a curated record. NCBI's taxonomy places the organism in Eukaryota, Metazoa, Arthropoda, Insecta, Coleoptera, Nitidulidae. The coding region runs from base 953 to 2221 and encodes 422 amino acids.
GAUACAAGUAUGAUCUAUAAAAUUUAUUAUAUUAUUUAUUCAAAAAGACAAUGUAUAAAAAAAUUGUCAUUCGGUGUCAUAGCAAUAUUUUUGGUUUUUAGUUUUUUAAUGGUAAAUUUCGUAGAUAACCAAACAGACCAUCAUGGGGAAAAUAAGAAAAUCUAUAACACAAUUAGGAAAACAUUUUCACCUACAUACUCAAGUUAUUUAAACGUCACAUAUUCGAAAACCAUUCAAAGAGGAAAACGAAAUAUAGAUAAUAAUGUUAUGCGUGAGACUCACAUACAAUCACUAAAGGUUAGUGUUUUGAUGGAUCCAACGAAAGAUCCAUGUACGAAUUUUUUUGAAUUUGCAUGUGGAGGUCCUCGAAUUGCCCAAACCGAUAGGUCCCAUAAUAACGUAUUACUGAACUUUAUAAGAAGUGAUAUUGACCUUAAAUUUAACAAAACCAUGCCGUUUCUGAAAGUUUAUAAACAAUUUUUUAUGACUUGUUUGCAAGGGGGUUAUAACUACGACUACAAAACGCGAUUAAAGUUUAUUUUAGAGGAUAUAAACAAAUCGAUUUCGAAAAAUAUUACCUUCUUGUUCUCUGAAUUGAUUUUAAGCCAAAGUUUGCCUUUGUUCGAUGUCAGUGUGAAUUUUUUGGAGAACACCGACAGUUUUACUUUAAGGUUUGCAAAUGGGGAAUCAGAAUUAAAAAGCAAAUUGAAAAAUUGGGACUAUCAAGAGCGAUGUAAUACAAGUUGUUUAAAUAAAGAAAGACGAAAUAUUUAUACUGAAGAUACUAUACCUUUGGAUGACAUGUAUGAAAGGUAUAUACAAUGUUCUGAAACUUGUUAUUUAGAUGGUUUUUCCAUGUUUUUGAAGCAAGUUGAAAAUGAAUUAAAUUUUUAUCAAGAGUUUUUAAAAGAAAAAUCUAAAAUCGUAACUUUUUUAAAUAAUUUGGUGGAUUAUGUAUCCGAAAAGUACAGGUAAUAUUGUUACAAUCUCAGUCGACGAUUUGAAAAAACAAUUUCAAAUAGUCGGUUUAGAUUGGUUGGAGUUGCUGCAGUUGAUCACUGGCAAGCAAAAUGUAAACGGCAAAAUUCAAAUCGACUUGGACUACUUCACAAUUUUGAUAGAUGAAAUGAGUAGACUUAAAUUUAACACAGAAACUUUGAAAUAUUUCCUUUUGAUUUCACAAGGGUUGACUUGGUACGAAAACACAGUCGUUCGGAAAUCGGUAGAAAGAAGUGAAUUUUACUGUAUAGGUCUUACAAGACAACUUAUGCCAGAUGUUACAAAUUACAUUUUUCAAAAGAUUACGCCAAAAGAAAAGUUUAAAAACGAUCGUCAACUCAAAUAUGUUGCUGAUAUUCAAAACAAAAUUGAAAAAGCAUUCAACAAUUCUGUCGUCAGUGACGUUCAGUGGACUAAAAUGAUCAGGAAUAUAAGAUUUGUUACUGAAACGCCUCAUGACACCAAGUUUGAAGUUGCGUUGCAGAAAGUGUACGGUCCUGUAGCGUUAGCUGGUGAUUUUCAGGUAGAUUUGUAUAAGCUUAUAAAAAUUUACAGGAAGCAAAUAUUUAAUCUCACUUUUUCGCGAGAUUCCAAGGAAAAAAAUAAACUAUUUACAUAUUUUAUAAACUCAUACGAUGAAAACCCUCAUCUUUUUAAUUCAAUUAACACCAUUGCUAUACCUUUUGGAAUGUUUUAUUCAGUAUCAGAAAAUCUUCCUGAGGUUAUUCGCUAUAGUAAAUUAACAUUUAGAUUGGCACGAGCUAUUAUGAAAAAAUUUAAUCUUAAUACUAUUAGGACUAUGGGAAAAUAUAUUGAAACUAUUUAUGAAAAUGUUUUAUAUAAUAGUUUGUACGACACGAUUAGCGACUAUGCUGGAAAAAGUAUCUCUUUGGAUUUUGAAUCAGAUUUAUCAGCGGAAAACAGACUUUUGGAAAAUUCAGCAUUUUCUAUCGUUGAUUUGUAUAAACCAAAUGUCAGCCAGAAAUUACCAUGGUUUUCUAAUUAUACAAGUAGCCAGAUAUUUUACUUAACUGCUGCUCAAGAGUACUGUCUCGAUAAAGAGGAUCUUAUAGAUUUUAUGUACAAAUCGAAAACUAACAAUCCACUUUCAGCCGCUUACCAAAUAGAAAAUAUAGUAUAUAAUACCCCGAAUUUCUUUAAUUGCGUAAAUGACGAUGCUGUGUCGUUUCCGUUACAUACUUUAAAAGAAAAUAACUCUUAGAAUAAUAAAUUUUUAUUAUACAUA